Nicotiana tabacum (common tobacco) is the source of this 1806-nucleotide messenger RNA. RefSeq names its product protein OCTOPUS-like. NCBI's taxonomy places the organism in Eukaryota, Viridiplantae, Streptophyta, Magnoliopsida, Solanales, Solanaceae. The record is from RefSeq and is a predicted model, not a curated record.
AUGACUCGCACCGCUUCCCAAAACAGGACCCGUACCCGAACCCGCCGUCUCUCCGCUUGUUACCGCCACCCGUCGGAGCCGGUCACCGGCAUCUGCGCCGCAUGCUUGCGUGAACGCCUCUCCGGUCUUGACCCGGAAACUUCUAUUAUUCCUACAUUCUUGCAUUCUCUCGAAAAACCAGAUGCUAAUAUUGGACCCGAACCCGAACCCGGAUUGUAUUCUCCGGAUCUCCGGCGUUGUAGGUCUGUUUCUACUGCCAGGUGUGAAGGUUCUAGUAGCUAUUCGGAGCCACGUCGGAGAUCUUGCGACGAUAGGUCGUCCCGGAACACCCUUGAAAAUCUAUUCGGAGUUGAUGACGUGGCGGGUGGGUCGCAUGCUAGUUUCAAUGUUGAAUCGAAGAACCUGGGAUUAACGAAUUUGUCUGAUAAUGUUUGUAAGUCAAUAGUUGAGCAUAAAAACAGUGAAGAAAUUAGGAUUCGAGCUGAUAUAGAAGAAGAUACUGAAGAUGGAGAGCUGAAGACAAUGAAAGAGUUCAUAGAUCUCGAAUUUCACACCAAAAUAAACAAAUCGAGGGAUCUUAAAGACAUUGCCGGGAAUUUUAGGGAAAAAGCUUCAGUCUUUAGCAAGAAAUUGCAAAAAUGGAGGCAAAAACAGAGGGAAAAGAAGCUUAAUAGUAGCAGAAACGGCAAGCUGAUAGGUUAUAAAUUAAAAGAUAAUGGGUCUGAGAUUGGGGAAUGUGCAAUUGGAAGGAGAUCUUGUGAUAUAGAACCUCGAUUUUCAGUCGAUGCUGGACAAUUGGAAGGGCCUAGGAUUUCAAUUGAUGAGCCUAGAGCUUCUUGGGAUGGAUAUAUGGUAGCCAGGACUAUUCCUAGGUUGACACCAAUGUUAUCAGUUGUUGAAAAUGUGCUUUUAGGAGGGACUGGAAAUGGGUUUGAUAAGCAUAGAUCAUCACUUGAUGGGCAAAUGCAGGCUAUAGUUGAAGAUGAGAGUAGUUCUUCAGGUGGAUCAGGGCAGUCCAAUUCGGAUUCUUCAUCAUCACAACGGGGAGGAAGUAGUUUUGAUAGGUCGAGUUCUGUUAGGAGUUUUGGCAAGAGGACAAUGGAUUUGGAGGUUAAUGAAGGCAAGUGUAUGGCGAAUUCAUCUCCUGCUCAUGUCAAGUUGGUUUUUACUGAGAGGGAAUUGAAAGAUUGGCACUUGAAUUCUAUCAACAAUGAGCAUUUGGCUAAGUUUGAGUCAUUUUCCAAGAAUGGAAUUGUUGCUGAAAGUUGUGGUACCAAUAAGGGGUUUAAGAAGUCUACUCGGUGGCGAGAGGUGUUCAAUCUCUUUGGUAACAAGCAUAAGGUCAAUAACAAGCGAGAAACCCGAAAAGGAGAAGGAGAAACCUUCAGUUCAGUCACUGAUAUUAAUGAGAAGCAAGUGGACAAGGGUUAUGAUGAUGUAAAAGAGGCUGCUCAGUGGAGGCUUACGCGCAGCAGCAGCAUAAUUGGGGCUAGAAAAUCCUGCAGCAGCUCUUACGUUCCUGCUAGGAAUUCCUGCAGCAGCACUUUUGAUCAGCCUAGGAGUUCGUUGGAUUUGACUGAACUAAACCGCAGUAAGAAGAAAGUUGCUGAAAGUGCUGCGUCUACAAACUUUGGCAGGGGUGCAUUUGUGCUGGAGAGGAACAAGAGUGUCAAAUGCUCUUCAAAUGACAUUGAUAAUGGUACGUUGCCAUUCUAUUUGAUGCCAUUGAGGAGUUCUAGGAGAUGUAAAUCCAGUGAGAACAAGUUAACGAAGCCCCUUUACGCCACUGGCAAUGUUUUGCACUGA